Pseudopipra pipra is the source of this 8950-nucleotide messenger RNA. RefSeq names its product BAH domain and coiled-coil containing 1 (gene BAHCC1). Lineage: Eukaryota; Metazoa; Chordata; Aves; Passeriformes; Pipridae. Gene Ontology annotation, molecular function: chromatin binding. The record is from RefSeq and is a predicted model, not a curated record.
CGCACCCCCCCCGCCUUUUCCCACCCCCCCUUCCUUCCCUCCCUCCCUCCCUCCCUCCCUCCCCCCCCCCGCCCGCCCGCCCGCCCGCCCGCCCCCCCCAACCACACACCCCCGGUUCCCUUUGCUGCAGGAGCAGCCGGUGCAUGGGCAGUGCACGGGCACCGGCAGGAGCACGCUGCGCACCCCCGCCACGGGACCGCACUCGCCCCGCGCGCGGAACGCCCCUCCGGAGCGGAGGAUGAGCCGACAGCCCCGGCGCGGAGCGCGGCAGGACGCCCGCCGAGCCAGCCCGGCGCGGCGCUGAGCAUCGCCCACCAGCCGUGUCGGGGUCCCGCCGAGCCCCCCGCGGGUGGGUGCCCCCGGCAUGGACGGCCGUGACUUCGCGCCCCCGCCGCGGCUGCUGUCGGAGCGGGGCAGCCUGGGCCACCGGCACGGCUCCGGGCGCGUGGCGGGGUCGGCACACGGGGCCGUGCAGCCCCCCGGACACUUCCAGCCCACCAAGUACUUUCCGGCGCCCAUCUCCAUGGCCACGCACACAGCCGGCAGCAGCCUGAUGGGGAGCGCCCCCCCAUCCUCCUUCAUGGGGGGCUUCCUGAGCAGCAGCCUGGGCUCGGGGGGGCCCAGCCACCCCGCCGGCCCCGCCGCCUCCCCCCCAGAGCCAGCCUUCUGCGGGCCCCACUCCGGCACCUCCCAGAUCUGGUUCUCCCACUCCCACGAAGCCCCGGGGUACCCCCGCUUCUCCGGGAGCUUGGCCUCCACCUUCCUGCCCAUGGGCCACCUGGACCACCACGGCAAUGGCAACGUGCUCUAUGGCCAGCACCGCUUCUAUGAGAGCCAGAAAGAUAACUUCUACCUGCGGAACCUUCCGGCGCAGCCCCCCCUGCUCCCUGCCAGCCACGGCUUCCCUGGCAUCACCCGUGCCGCCCCCGGGCCCCCCGCCAGCUCCUGCAGCCGGGAGCGGGACACUGGCCCCCUGCCCAAGACCCCCAAGGACUACGAGCGCUUCCUGGUGGGCAAGGAGAAGGGGGGCAAGGGGGACCCCAAGGAGCGGCUGCCCGAGGAGGACCCCAAGGAGCGGCACAAGGCGGUGCUGCCGGUGCCGCCCGAGGGGCACUGCAAGGAGGGGGUACCGCCACGGGGCUCCGGCGAUGGGCGCCCCAAGCCCUUGGCCUCGUGCCUGCUGGGCGCCAAGGGGCUGGACGGUGACGGCACCCGCGCGGCGCUGCCCAGCUGUGCCGGGAAUGCCCUGCCCCGCGCCACCCGCUGCGCCCCCAAGGAGCGGGAGCCGGGGGUCCCUGAGGCGCCGCAGCCCUACGGCGAGGCCGUGGAGCGGCGGCAGAUGCUGCACCACGCCGUGUCCUACGCCGUGCCCGCCGCCGGCUCCUUCCCCUGUCUCCCGCUCCACGCCGGCCCCGAGGUGCUGUGCCCGCUGCCCGAGCCCCCCGCCCGCGAGCUGAAGCUGAGCGGGGCCACGCUGGUGCCCUCGGUGGGACCCCCGGCGGACAAGAGCCGCUCGUUCCAGGUGGAAUCUGGCGGGAUGGAGCGUGGGGACGGCAAGGAGCGGCACACCGAGGCGGGCACCGAGCCCUACGGUGCCCCCUUCCACCACUCGCUGAAGGCCGAGGGGCCAGCAGAGCGGCGGCUGGACUGGGGGGCUCCUGGCACCCGACUGAAGGGGCUGGAGUACCUGGGGGGCGGCACAGCUGAGGGACCCCCCUUCUCCAGCCGGUGCCCGGCACCCAAGGGGGGGCUGGAGAAGAGCUACUUCGAGGUGCCACCAGCCCCCGACUGCUCCCGUGCCCCCCGCCCCGACCCCCUGGGCGUCCGCGUCGGCCCCUCCUGCUGCACUUUAGAGAAGGGCCCCCCCAAGGACCCCCCGGCCCAGAAGGUGGCUCGGAUCCGGCACCAGCAGCACCCCGAGGCGGAGGCGGCCGAGGGCAAGCGCAAGCCCCUGGAGCUGAGUGCCCUGGGCUACAGCGGGCACCCCCUGCCCCCCUGGGGGGUGCAGGGCCAGGGGCCCCCAUUGACCGUGACGGAGGAGCGGAAGGGGGGGCCCUACCUGGACCCCUUCGGCACGGGGCUGGUGCGGGCGCAGGAGGUGCCCAACGCCCCCGACGAGGUCUCGGCCAUGAAGAACCUGCUCAAAUACAGCAACGGGGCCCUGCUGGGGGGGCAGAAGGGCCCCCCCUUUGUGGGGCUGGCAGGCACCAAGGGCAGCUGCGCCCACCAGGACGCCAAAUUCCCGUCGGGGAAGGGGCAGCUGGAGCUGGAGCGGCCGGACUGUGCCCGCGGCCGGGAGCACGAGGCGCUGGGCCCUGGCGGCACCGAGGGCGAGGUGCGGCAGCCGCCCGUGGGCAUCGCCGUGGCUGUGGCACGGCAGAAGGACACGCUGGGCCGCCACGAGCCCUACGGCAACGGCGGCACCGGGGGCACCGGGCGGCAGCGGGCGGCGGCCGGAGUCAAAGCGGGCACUGCACGCCCCGUGCACCUGAUGGAACUGGAGGCUGAGGAGGAGCGGGGCCGGCUGUGCGAGGAGCGCCUGGGACUGCCCGGGAGGGACAUCCUACUCCAGGACAGCAAGGACCUGGUGGAGUUUGCCCGGAUGCACCCGUCGGGGGGGUGUCCCGGGGAGCUGACCCCCCACCUGAUGAUGGCAGGGGGCUCGUCGCUGCCGGCGGGGCAGCUGGGGGGUGACCCCGCUGCCCACGCCCACCCUGCACACACGCACUGGCUGCCCCGCACCCGCAGCCCCUCCAUCUGGAUGGGGGGGCACUCCUACGGCAUUGGGCACCCGGCACUGCAUCAGAACCUGCCCCCCGCCUUCCCCACCUCCAUGCCCAGUGCCAUGCAGCCCGUGUUCCCCCUCGCCCAGGACCCCCCCGCCCAGCUCGUCAUCCUCCCCACAGAGCCCCCCGCCCACGGCACCCCCCACACGCUGGCCGACGUGAUGGACCAGGCGUCGCUGUGGCCCCCCAUGUACCCGGGCCGGGGUCCCAGUGCCCACCUGCAGCACACGGGGCAGCUGCCCGUGUACCCACGGUCGCAGUUCCUGCGGCAGCAGGAGCUCUACGCCCUCCAGCAGCAGCAGCAGCAGCAGCAACGGGCAGCCCAGGCCCUCGAGAUCCAGCGCCAGGCACACGGCCAGCGGAAGCCGGAGGAGCAGCCCCUGGAGCUGGAGGAGGGGGGUCCUGAGAAGCCCCUCAAACCCUCCCACAAAGCAGUUGCCUUAAACCCCCCAGCCAAGGGCCUGACCUCGGCGGCCCCUGCGCCCCCCAAGCUCUCCCCCUGCUGCCACUCGCCGGCCCUGCGGCACCAGGCCAAGUGCCCGGUGACCCUGCCCACGGCCCCCUGCACUUUACCCGCCUGCCCCGCUGCCAGCCCGGCCGUGGCCCCCCGCUCGCCGGCCGCCAGCCCCCUGCCCACCCCCAGCAAGGGCAGCGAGGGCGAGGAUGCACGGGGCGAGGGGCAGCCCCCGCGCCGCUACCCCAAACCCCUGGAGCCCGACCUGCCCCCCGGGUACGGCUACCCCGCCGCCACCAUGGGCUACCCCGCGGUGCACUCGGCCGAGCCAGCGGACCCCGACCCCGUGCACGCCGGGUCCCCCCCCGCCGAGCCCGAGCAGUCCCGGACCUUCAGCCCCACCGCCGAGGCGCUGCGGGAGCCAGGCCCUCCCCGGGACCCCCCGGCCGAGGGUCCUGGGGUGCUGCUGCACCGCCACCACCUGCUGCUCCCCCCGGGCCCCCUCUGCGGGGAGCGGGGGGCAGCGCCGGCCGCGGGGAGCACCGAGGAGCCCUUCGGGGGGCACCAGGAGGCGGCUCAGGGAGCGCCGGAGCAGCCGGAGCAGCAGCACCCUGUGCCCGGGGUGGGGGGCUCCCCGCUGCCCCCCACUGCAGAGGAGGAGGAGGAAGAAGAGGAGGAGGAGGAAGAAGAGGAGGAGGAGGAGGAGGAGGAAGAGGAGGAGGAGGAGGAGGAGGAGGAAGGCGACAGCGAUGGCUUGGAGCCGGAGGGCAGCUGCGAUGAGGAGGAGGAUGGUGAUGUCCCUGUCAGGCACCAGGGCUGCCCGGGCGGGCUGGAGGCUCUGAUCGCCGCUGGCAUUGACCUGGGGGAGCUGCCAGCACUGGACGAGCCUGAAGAGCCUCCCCCUGCACCCCCUUCGCCCGCCCCCCACCCCUCAGGGAUCCCCGGGAUCGCCCUGCUCAGCGAACUCGCUGACCUGGAGCUGCGCCGGCGCCGCUGCGACCUGGCCAGGGAAGGUGAGGAUGAGGAGCUGCUGGCCUUCAACCUGCAGAACCUGGCCACGGUGGCGGCCGCCUGGUCGCUGGUGGAGGCGGCGGGGCGGGAGGGCAGCCCCCCCGCGCUCAGCCCCCUGCCCGCCUCGCCCCCGCCCCGCGCCCGCGUCCCCCGACGCAAGUACACCUGGACCCCCAAAACCAAGGCUGUGUGCCCGCUGAAGGCGGCCAUGGAGCAGCUGAACACGCAGGAGGUGGAGGUGCGGAUGCGCUUGGCCGAGCUCCAGCGCCGCUACAAGGAGAAGCAGCGGGAGCUGGUGAGGCUCCAGCGGCGCCACGACCACGAGCGUGACGAGAGCUCCCGGAGCCCGGCGCGGCGCGGGCCGGGGCGGCCGAGGAAGAGGAAACACUCCAGCACUCUGGGCAGGGCCGAGAGCCGCAAGGUCAAGACAGUGAAGACCAGCCUGUCCCUGCUGUGUGCUGAGCUGAGGGGGGACCCCGAGCCCCAGAAGAAGAGGAGCAAACUGUCAGGUGGAACCUUCAGCAGCCUCCAGGGCUCCCCGCUGAAGCAGAAGGUGAAGGGCAAGGGGCUGCCCCCCGGGCUCAGCCCCUUCCGCCGGAGGGACCCCAACCCCAGCGCCCGCAUCCAGAAGAAGCUGAACCGACCCAAGGGCUCCAAGGGCUCCAAGUACCAGGGGCAGGACCCCGGCCCCCGGCAGCCCCCCCAUUUCAGAGGCAAGGCGGGCACAGGGAUGGAGGUGUGGGGUUGGGAUGGGAGUGUGGGGUACGGGAUGGGAACAGCAGGGAUUCAGCACAGGGAUGGGGGUUCAGAGUCCAGCACGGGGCUGCAGAAGGUUCAGGACAGGAGGUGCAGGGGCCACCCCUGGGUGCACAGGGGUCCCUCACUGCUGUCCCCUGCCCUUUCAGAUGAGCCUGAGGGGGACACAGACAGUGAGGACGAGGAGCCGGGGCUGUCCCUGCCCACGGGGCCAGUGGCUGUGCUGGGGCCCUCCCCGUCCUCCGUGGUGAAGAUGGAGGCCAAUGAGAAGGCCAAGAAGAAGAAGGAAAGGCAGGGGCUGCUAGGUCCCUGCCGCCUGGGCAGCCCCGAGGGGGAGGUGAAGAUCAAGCGGCGGCCGGUGAAGCCGGGGGGUGCCGGGAAGCUGGAGAAGGUGCCGGGGCGGCGGAAGGCCGGGGGCUGCCCCGAGGGCAGCAAGAAGAAGCUGAAGGCCAAGAGCAAGGAGAGCCUGCGGCCCCCAGCCCCCGGCGGCCCCAGCCCCACGGGACCCCCCGGCAGCCUCUUUGGGGGCACGGACCCCCGGCUCCUGGGGCCACGGGACGAGGGGGUUCGGCUGGGAGAGAGGGGCAAGAAGGGCACCCGCAAGAGCAAGGGGCUGCAGGCAGCCCUCAGGCGCAAGAACGGGGCGCUCUCAUUGGCCCUCUCCCCCCGGAGCGCCAAGACCAUCCUGAGCAAGGGCAAGAAACUGGCCAAGGUCAAGAGCAAAGUGGCCACCAAGCAGUGCAAGGGCCGGGCAGUCAGCAAACUGCUGGAGAGCUUCACUGUGGAGGACGACUUCGACUUCGACGACAACAGCAGCUUCUCAGAGGAGGAGGAGGAGCUGGGGGGCUGCCUGGCAGGGGGGACACGUGAGGAGGUCCCCCACGCCUGCGCCAUCCAGAAGGAGGAUCUGCGGGAUGGGUUGCACAUCCUGAUUCCCAAGGAGGACAGUCUGCUCUACGCCGGCAGCGUCCGCACCAUCCAGCCCCCGGACAUCUACAGCAUCAUCAUCGAGGGCGAGCGGGGGAACCGGCAGCGCAUCUACUCACAGGAGCAGCUGCUGCAGGAGGCGGUCCUGGACGUGCGGCCACAGUCGCGCCGCAGCCUCCCCCCCGGCACCCGCGUCUGCGCCUACUGGAGCCAGAAAUCCCGGUGCCUGUACCCAGGGAACGUGGUGCGAGGCUCCUCCAGCGACGAGGAGGAGGAGGACGCCGAGGCCGUGCUGGUGGAGUUCGACGACGGCGACACCGGACACAUCGCCGUGUCCAACAUCCGCCUGCUGCCCCCCGACUUCAAGAUCCAGUGCACCGAGCCCUCCCCAGCACUGCUGGUGUCCAGCUCCUGCCGGCGGGCGAAGCGGGCGUGCGGCGACAUGGGCACCCCUGGAGCGCUGCCCCCCACACUGUGCCCGGAUCAUGGCCCCCAGGCCUCCCGGAAUUCCAGCAGGAAGGCAUCUGGCAAGGAGAAAAGCGGCAAAGCCAUGGAGGGGCUGUCGGGGGGCCGGGGGCCGGCACUGAGCGAUGCCACGGCCGGGCGGCGCGGGGGGUCCCUGCUCAGCUGGGCAGCCAUGGCACAGACCAAGCGGAAGGCGGUGAACAAGGGCUCGGCCGUGCUCCAGAACCUCUUCCAGGUCAACGGCAGCGCCAAGAAGCUGCGGGCCAAGGAGACCCUCUUCCCGCUGCACCACCACCACCACCACCUCGCCGCCCCCGUCUUCGGCAACGCCUUUGGCGCCGACUCCUUCAGCCGCAUCGCCAGCUCCUACAGCUCCUUUGGCGCCGGCGCCGGGCUGGUGCUGCCCGCGGCACAGAAGCUCCUGCGCUCCAAGAAGGCCGAGCGGCUGGAGGCGGAGGUGGGCAGGAGCGGGCGCAGGAAGGCGGCGGGCGGCGAGUUCCUGGUCAAGCUGGACCACGAAGGGGUGACGUCCCCCAAGAACAAGACGUGCAAGGCGCUGCUCUUGGCCGAGAAGGACUUCGGGGCCAGGCUGGAGCGGCCACUGGGCAGCCACAGCUACGGACACGCCGGGCUGGGUGGCCGGGAGCGGAGGGGCCGCACGGCCGCGCACCCGCUGCCCGUGGGGCUGGCACUGCGCAAGUACUCGGGGCACGGGGACUUCUCCCUGAACUGCGACAGCGACUGCCACAGCUCCUACUCGGACAUGGACGAGGACGAGGACGCGGCGGGGCUGGGCGCCGACGUCCCCUCGCGCUUCAUGACGCGCCUCUCAGUGUCCUCCUCUUCCUCGGGCUCCUCCACCUCCUCCAGCUCCGGCUCCAUCUCCACGUCCAGCCUCUGCUCCUCGGACAAUGAGGAUUCCUCCUACAGCUCGGAGGACGAGGACUCGGCGCUGCUGCUCCAGACCUGCCUGUCGCACCCGGUGCCGGCGCUGCUGGCGCAGCCGGACGCACUGCGGCCCAAGGGCACCGCGCCACAGCGCUGCUUCCUGUCCAAGGCGGCCGCCGCCGGCCCCAAGGCCAAGCUCAAGCGGAAGGAGGCCCUCAGCUUCGCCAAAGCCAAAGAGUUCUCCCGGCGGCAGCGCCUGCCCUCGGUGGAAAACCGGCCAAAGAUCUCCGCCUUCCUCCCCGCGCGCCAGCUCUGGAGGUGGUCGGGGAACCCCACGCAGCGGCGCGGCAUGAAGGGCAAGGCGCGGAAGCUGUUCUACAAGGCCAUCGUGCGGGGCAAGGAGACGCUGCGCGUGGGCGACUGCGCCGUGUUCCUGUCGGCCGGGAGGCCCAACCUGCCCUACAUCGGCCGCAUCGAGAGCAUGUGGGAGUCCUGGGCCAGCAACAUGGUGGUCAAGGUCAAGUGGUUCUACCACCCCGAGGAGACCAAGCUGGGCAAACGCCAGAGCGAUGGCAAGAACGCGCUGUACCAGUCGUGCCACGAGGACGAGAACGACGUGCAGACCAUCUCGCACAAGUGCCAGGUGGUGGGGCGGGAGCACUACGAGCAGCUCACGCGGGGCCGGAGGUACCAGGACCGCCAGGACCUCUAUUACCUGGCGGGCACCUACGACCCCACCACGGGCCGCCUGGUGACCGCCGACGGGGUGCCCAUCCUCUGCUGACCCCCCUGGGGGUGCCCAUCCUCUGCUGACCCCCCGGGGGUGCCCACCCUCUGCUGACCCCCCCAGGGAUGGGGACGGGGGCCCCUCUGCGGGUCCUGCCCGGCUCUUAUGCAAAGCCCGUGGUGACAUUGGGGGGCGCGUUGGGGGGGCCCAAGGGGGACGGGGGGGGGCUCCCCUACAAGCCAUAACUUUCCCUAGUACCUCUGACUGUUUGCCAGCAGGUGAAGCAGAAAUCAGGUGUGUUGUUCUAUUUAUUUUGCCUGUAAAUAUUGUAUUUCUUCCGGGAAGUUUUAUGGAAAACCGAGAAAGGACAAAAAAAAAAAAAAAAAAAAAAAAAAGACAAAAAAUGGUCAAAAAAAGAAAAAAAAACCCUCCACAAAAAAAUAAUAAUAAUAAUCCUCGGGGAGGGGGUGGGUGGGAAUGGGGGGGGUCGUUUCAGUGCACUGUGUCCCCCAGCCUGUGGGGAUGGGGACAGCGGGGAGCGCUGUACAGAGGGGGCCAGGGCGGGGGGCUCGGCCCGGGCGGGGGGCCCAGCGCCACCGUCCCCAGUGCAAUAGGGGGGUGACCGCGGGGGGGGGACCCCGGGGGGGGCCGUGGGGGGACCGUGGGGACCCCCCGGGGCCGGCGGACGCUGGCCCGUCCCGCCGCCGCUGCCUGGAAAAUAUUGUACAGGGGCUUUUCCAGUGUAAACACUAAACCAGAAAAAAAAAAAAAUCCCACAAAACAGGAUAAAAAAAAAUAAAAUCCGAAAGGACAAAAAAAAAAAAAAAGGAGCAAAGGGUUAAACAAAGGUUUUAUGAGCCGCCACUCCUGUAAAGGCCUUUUACUAUGGAACUUUUUUAUGGAUAACUUGGCUUAUGAAUAAAUAUAUGAACCGUU